ACCACUCAUCGGGAUCGCGGCUGCGCAGCAGCACGAGGAAGAGCUCGUCGCGCUGACGUGUGGCACGCUCUCGAUGGACGUCGAGAGCAUCACCGUAGCAAAAGACCAGAGUUUUGGGUGCGUCAUGGGCGUGCUGAAGGCCGGUUGUUGUUCCCCCACUCCUUCUUUUCGUAGGAGUACGGAGGAUCAUUCACGAGCUGGUUCCGGCGCUGGUGCUAGUGCUGAGUCUCGGAGGGAGGGGACUCAUCGGAAUGAUGGUGGUGAUGACGAUGAUAGGGAAGAUGGAGGAGGAAGGGAUGGGGGCGGGGAGGAUGGUGGGGAUAGGAACAAGGAAGACAAACACGAGGUAGGCAGCGAGAGAAGAGGAAAAGGACCACCACGCGGGAGGAUUGAGAUGCCCUUUUGUGGGGUGUGGAGGUUUGAUGAGAUGGGGAGGGCCGUCGAGCACUGGGAGAAUGCCGCAUCCCCGGAGACGCUGGUGAAUUGGUUGCGGGGGAAGUAGAAGAAAUGAGCAGGAGUGAAUGUCAAGAAGCCGGCAAAAAGGAGGCGAGAGAGUCACCGGUGGUCAACAGCGCCAGUAGGUUCAAUCAGUCAUUGAUGCUAUCGGACGUUGGAAGACGUGAGAUACCUGUAUCAAUCCACUGGUCUGGGGAAGGCACCUAGAUGGACCGAAAAA
Molecule: messenger RNA, 676 nt
Organism: Parathielavia appendiculata
Lineage: Eukaryota; Fungi; Ascomycota; Sordariomycetes; Sordariales; Chaetomiaceae
Exons: 1
Coding region: 74-502 (142 amino acids)
Source: RefSeq, a predicted model, not a curated record